Molecule: messenger RNA, 306 nt
Organism: Cricetulus griseus (Chinese hamster)
Lineage: Eukaryota; Metazoa; Chordata; Mammalia; Rodentia; Cricetidae
Source: RefSeq, a predicted model, not a curated record
AUGAAUCUAGUGACAAAAAUGGGUCCACUGCUCAUGGCGACCUUAUCUCUUCUGAUCUCCGUGGAGGCUCUGACAUGUUCCCAGUGCACUGUGUUCAAUACUGAGCGCAUAUGUUUGUACCAGCAAGGUUCUUGUGAGACCAACAAUAACCAAAUGUGUGCCCUUUGGACAGCUUCUUCAGGUGGCAGGAUCCUGUAUGGGUUCCAGGAAUGUUCUCACAUGUGCCUGAAUCAAACCUUCUUUUUGGGGAAGAUGACUCUGGAAAUGAAAUGUUGCCAGGACAAAUCAUUCUGUAAUAAAUUUUAG